AGGAGCUGCCUGCAGCGGGCAGGGACCCCGGGGCAGGCACCAGGCCCCCCAGGCUGGAGGUGGACAUGCUCUACAAGAUCGAGGACACGCCCCCCUGGUACCUCUGCAUCCUGCUCGGCUUCCAGCACUACCUGACCUGUUUCAGCGGCACCAUCGCCGUCCCCUUCCUGCUGGCUGAGAGCAUGUGCGUGGGCAAGGACCAGCUCACCGUCAGCUACCUCAUCGGCACCAUCUUCACCUGCGUGGGCGUCACCACCCUCAUCCAGACCACCGUGGGCAUCAGGCUGCCCCUCUUCCAGGCGAGCGCCUUGGCUUUCCUCGUCCCUGCCAAGUCCAUCCUGGCCCUGGAGAAGUGGCAAUGCCCACCCGAAGACCAGAUCUACGGCAACUGGACGCUGCCGCUCAACACGUCCCACAUCUGGCAGCCCCGCAUGCGAGAGAUCCAGGGGGCCAUCGUGGUGUCCAGCCUGGUGGAGGUGGCCAUCGGGCUGCUGGGGCUCCCCGGGGCUCUGCUCAGCUACAUCGGGCCGCUGACCGUCACCCCCACCAUCUCCCUCAUCGGCCUCUCCGUCUUCCAGGCGGCCGGCGAGCGGGCCGGCUCCCACUGGGGCAUCGCCAUGCUGACCAUCUUCCUGAUCGUGCUGUUCGCCCAGUACCUGCGGCACGUGGCCGUGUGCCUGCCCAGCUACCGGCGGCGCCACGGCUUCGUCCUCAUCCGCGUCCAGAUCUUCAAGAUGUUCCCGAUCAUGCUGGCCAUCAUGGUGGUGUGGCUGGUCUGCUACGUGCUGACGCUCACCGGCAGCUUCCCCAGCGAGCCCGAGGCGCACGGCUACAAGGCCAGGACGGAUGCCCGGGGGGAGAUCCUGUCCGUGGCACCCUGGUUUCGGAUUCCCUACCCCUGUCAGUGGGGUCUGCCCACAGUGACCUCAGCAGCCAUGCUGGGCAUGUUCAGUGCCACGCUGGCAGGCAUCAUCGAGUCCAUCGGGGAUUACUACUCCUGCGCCCGGCUGGCGGGAGCCCCCCCUCCCCCUGUGCACGCCAUUAACAGGGGCAUUUUCACCGAAGGCAUCUCCUGCAUCAUCGCGGGGCUGAUGGGAACAGGCAACGGCUCCACCUCCUCCAGCCCCAACAUCGGCGUCCUGGGCAUCACCAAGGUGGGGAGCAGGAGGGUGAUCCAGUACGGGGCCGGCAUCAUGCUGGUGCUGGGCACCGUCGGGAAGUUCACCGCGCUCUUCGCCUCGCUGCCCGACCCCGUCCUCGGCGGCAUGUUCUGCACCUUAUUCGGCACGAUCACGGCCGUGGGCCUCUCCAACCUGCAGUUCGUGGACAUGAACUCCUCCCGCAACCUCUUCGUGUUGGGCUUUUCCAUGUUCUUCGGGCUGACGCUGCCCAACUACCUGGAUGCCAACCCCAAGGCCAUUAACACAGGUGUCCCCGAGCUGGACCAGAUCCUCAUGGUGCUGCUGACCACGGAGAUGUUCGUUGGGGGGACCCUUGCCUUCAUCCUGGACAACACCAUCCCAGGGACGCAGGAGGAGCGGGGGCUGGUGCAGUGGAAGGCCGGGGCACACUCGGACAGCGGGAGCAGCGCCAACCUCAGCAGCUACGACUUCCCGGUGGGGAUGAGCGUGGUGAGGAGGAGCCGGUGGCUGCGGCACGUGCCCAUCUGCCCCGUGUUCACGGGCUUUAGGGCCCCGUGUUCACGGGCAAAGGGCAGCAGCGGGGAGGCCACGGCCACGGCCACGGGGGACGCCGCAGACGGGCUCACUGUGUGCACCAAGGUCUGAGGCAGG
Colius striatus (speckled mousebird) is the source of this 1793-nucleotide messenger RNA. RefSeq names its product solute carrier family 23 member 1 (gene SLC23A1). Gene Ontology annotation, biological process: transmembrane transport. The record is from RefSeq and is a predicted model, not a curated record. The transcript has 14 exons. The coding region runs from base 66 to 1787 and encodes 573 amino acids. Gene Ontology annotation, cellular component: membrane. Gene Ontology annotation, molecular function: transmembrane transporter activity. Lineage: Eukaryota; Metazoa; Chordata; Aves; Coliiformes; Coliidae.